Messenger RNA from Chrysochloris asiatica (Cape golden mole), 1919 nucleotides. RefSeq names its product phosphodiesterase 12 (gene PDE12). The transcript has 3 exons. The coding region runs from base 62 to 1891 and encodes 609 amino acids. Gene Ontology annotation, biological process: nuclear-transcribed mRNA catabolic process, deadenylation-dependent decay. Gene Ontology annotation, molecular function: 3'-5'-RNA exonuclease activity. NCBI's taxonomy places the organism in Eukaryota, Metazoa, Chordata, Mammalia, Afrosoricida, Chrysochloridae. The record is from RefSeq and is a predicted model, not a curated record. Gene Ontology annotation, cellular component: mitochondrion.
CUUCACGCAAGGGUACCGUUUGGCUAUCGAUCUUGUCAGCCUCUGGGCCACCACCAGGUACAUGUGGAGGCUCCCAAGGGCCCGCGCCGCGUUUCGUGGGGUUCGGACGGCGGUGGAGCGGCGCGGCCGAGCCGAGACAGGGACUGAAGCAACGACAGGAGCUAUGGAGCGCGCGGUAGUGCGCUGCGUGCCCACGGAACCCAAGCUGAGUUUGUCUUUCGCUCUGGCGGACGGCAGCCACAAGAAUAUGCAGCGCGACCAGAGCGAACCACUGGGUCGAGUCCUUAGCCGGAUCGCCACCAACGCCCUUAAGGGUCAUGCCAAGGCCGUGGCGGCCAAGAAGAGCAGGAAAAACCGGCCGAACGCAAGCAGCGACUUUGAUGGUGCAGGGCCUGGACCCGAGGCGGGCGCGCCCUGCGAACCCGUGGUGAAGUUAUACUACCGGGAAGAGGCGGUGGCUGAGGACGUGCUCAACGUGGAUGCCUGGCAGGACGGCGCGGUUCUGCAGAUCGGCGACGUCAAGUACAAGGUGGAGCGCAACCCACCAGCCUUCACUGAAUUGCAGUUGCCGCGCUACGUUAUGGCUGGCUUUCCCGUGUGCCCCAAGCUCAGCUUGGAAUUUGGGGAUCCCGCGGGCUCCCUCUUUCGCUGGUACAGGGAAGUUAAGCCCCGAGCCAUGGCGCCGGAGGGCGAGGGCCCCUCGUCCUUGUCUCCCACCUCCGCUUCCCCUACUUGGACCGAGACGGGUGUGAACGAGCGCGUCUUCACUCCGUCCAAUGCCGACAUCGGACUACGGCUCAAGCUUCAUUGCACCCCAGGCAACGGUCAGCGCUUCGGUCCUAGCCGAGAGCUGGAAAGUGUCUGUCCCGUGGAGGCUGGACCCGGCACCUGCACCUUUGAUCACCGGCAUCUCUACACCAAAAAGGUGACGGACGACUCUCUCAUCCGGACGGUCUCCUACAACAUCCUGGCCGACACGUAUGCUCAGACCGAAUUCUCCCGAACAGUCCUGUACCCAUACUGUGCCCCCUACGCCCUGGAGCUCGACUACCGCCAGAACCUCAUCCAGAAGGAACUCACAGGCUUCAAUGCCGACCUCAUCUGUCUGCAGGAGGUGGACCGCGCCGUGUUUUCCGACAGCCUGGUGCCUGCCCUGGAGGCCUUCGGCCUAGAGGGCGUUUUUCGAAUCAAGCAGCAUGAAGGUCUGGCCACCUUCUACCGAAAGUCCAAGUUCAGCCUGCUGAGCCAGCAUGACAUUUCUUUCCAUGAAGCCUUGGAGUCCGACCCACUUCACAAAGAACUGCUAGAAAAACUAGCUUUAUACCCACCAGCGAAGGAAAGGGUGUUCCAGAGAUCUUCUGUCCUUCAGGUUUCAGUUCUUCAGUCUACAAAGGACUCAUCUAAAAAGAUUUGUGUUGCUAAUACCCAUCUCUACUGGCAUCCAAAGGGUGGGUACAUUCGUCUCAUUCAAAUGGCAGUAGCCUUGGCUCACAUUAGACAUGUGUCAUGCGAUCUCUAUCCUGGCAUACCAGUUGUAUUUUGUGGGGACUUUAAUAGUACGCCAUCAACAGGAGUAUAUCAUUUUGUCAUCAGUGGCAACAUUCCAGAGGAACAUGAAGAUUGGGCUUCCAAUGGGGAAGAGGAAAGAUGCAACAUGUCUCUUUCCCAUUUCUUCAAACUGAAAAGUGCUUGUGGUGAACCUGCUUACACAAAUUAUGUUGGUGGCUUUCAUGGAUGUCUGGAUUAUGUUUUCAUUGACUUAAAUGCUUUAGAGGUUGAACAGGUAAUUCCAUUACCUAGUCAUGAAGAAGUUACCACCCACCAGGCCUUACCUAGUGUUUCACAUCCCUCUGAUCACAUAGCACUUGUGUGUGAUUUGAAAUGGAAAUAGGAACUUGUUAUAAGUUUGAAAAGGAAGU